Molecule: messenger RNA, 3323 nt
Organism: Choloepus didactylus (southern two-toed sloth)
Lineage: Eukaryota; Metazoa; Chordata; Mammalia; Pilosa; Megalonychidae
Gene: GGTA1
Product: glycoprotein alpha-galactosyltransferase 1 (inactive)
Exons: 8
Coding region: 421-1530 (369 amino acids)
Biological process (GO): carbohydrate metabolic process
Cellular component (GO): Golgi apparatus; membrane; vesicle
Molecular function (GO): hexosyltransferase activity
Source: RefSeq, a predicted model, not a curated record
CGGGGGCGGCGACCGGCUUUGCACAAACAGCGGCGAGCGAGGGCACAGCUGGGAGGCGCGCAGCUCGCGGUGCGGGGCGCUCGCAGGGUCCCUCAGUCCGCGGCCCCUGUCCCCGGGGAGGCGCCCCGCCGCGGAGGCGGGCACACCCUGCUCGGACACGCCCAGCCCGGGCUCGGGCGGAGGAGGCAGCGCCGGCAACUGCUCUGGCUGCGGAGGGCGCCGCCGGGGCCAGGAGCCGAGGCGCGGUCCAGCCCCGAGCGCCGCUGCACGCCUGCUCUCGCCGCUCAAGUUCUGCGGAUCAGGAGUUGGAACACACCACUUUCCCUCCCUGGCCCUGCCUCCUUCUGUGGAACGGAGCUUGACAGAACUUUGUUGUGCCUUUUCCACUGCGGGGAAAGAAGCAGAUGAUGAGAAGAAAUAAUGAAUGUCAAAGGAAAAGUAAUUCUGUCAAUGCUGAUUGUCUCAACUGUAGUUGUGGUGUUUUGGGAAUAUAUCAACAGCCCAGAAGGCUCUUUGUUGUGGAUAUAUCACUCAAAAAACCCAGAAGUUGGUGGCGGCAGUGCUCAGAAGAGCUGGUGGUUUCCAAAUUGGUUUAGCAAUGGGACCCACAAUUAUCAAGAAGAAGAAGACAUAGACAAAGAAAAAGGAAAGGAAGAUGAAGAAGAAGAGUUACAGCUAAGGGACUGGUUUGAUCCAAACAAACGCCCAGAAGUUGUGACGGUGACCAGCUGGAAAGCUCCUGUUGUGUGGGAAGGCACUUAUGACAAAGCCGUCCUAGAAAACUAUUAUGCCAAACAGAAAAUUACUGUGGGGUUGACGGUUUUUGCUGUUGGAAAAUACAUUGAGCGAUACUUGGAGGAAUUCAUAAUAUCCGCUAAUAGGUACUUCAUGGUUGGCCACAAAGUCAUAUUUUACAUCAUGGUGGAUGAUAUCUCCAGGAUACCUUUGAUAGAGCUAGGUCCUCUCCGCUCAUUCAAAGUGUUUGAGAUCAAGCCUGAGAAGAGGUGGCAGGACAUCAGUAUGAUGCGCAUGAAAAUCAUCGGGGAGCACAUUGUGGGUCACAUCCAGCAAGAAGUUGACUUCCUCUUCUGCAUGGAUGUGGACCAGGUCUUCCAAGACAACUUUGGGGUGGAGACCCUGGGCCAGUCAGUGGCUCAGCUACAGGCCUGGUGGUACAAGGCACAUCCUGAUGAGUUUACCUAUGAGAGGCGGAGGGAGUCAGCAGCUUUCAUCCCAUUCGGCCAGGGGGAUUUUUAUUAUCAUGCGGCCAUUUUUGGAGGAACACCCAUUCAGGUUCUAAACAUCACCCAGGAAUGCUACAAGGGAAUCCUCCAGGACAAGGAAAAUUAUAUAGAAGCACAGUGGCAUGAUGAAAGCCACCUAAACAAGUAUUUCCUUAUCAACAAACCUACGAAAAUCUUAUCACCAGAAUACUGCUGGGAUUAUCAUAUAGGCUUGCCUUCAGAUAUUAAAAUUGUCAAGGUAUUUUGGCAGUCAAAAGAGUAUAAUUUGGUUAGAAAUAAUAUUUGAUUUCAAAUUAUCCCAGUAGGUUUCUGAAUUUGAGAGAGUAUUAUUCUGGCUAUUUCCUCAGAAAAGUAACACUUAAUUUUCACUUAAAAAUACUAACAAAACACCAACAACACAGCAAACACAUCUAUUCUUCUUAGUAACUUUGAGCCUUGUACUAUAUCAGAAGGAAUCUAUGGUAAUCAUGUAAAUUCUCAGUGAUUUCUUACCUAUUCUGACUUUGGGGUAAAUACUAUCAGCUAAACCAAAAAAUUUUUCACAAGGGAAAAGAAAAAGCCAGAAAUACUCUAUAGGUGCCAGAUCAUGUACGGGAGAAAAGAGUUCUAAGGAAAGUGUUUGGCAACAAGAUAACAGUUAGGGGAGGGAAUAUCCCCGGGAUUUCAACGUUUUCCUUUCCAUGGUGAGAAUUGCUUUAUAUCAGGAGAACUCUUAGUAAGGACACAAUCGGACUUGGCAAUACUGAAAAACUUUCUACAGCAGAUUGGUUCAGGCCAAUUGUGGUCCAUGUCGCUUUCUCAUCAGGAUGUUGCUUGGCUUCUGUGCAACAGAUUGGUAGAGAUUCCCAGUGGAUGUGAUGGUGAAUGUUCUGAGUCACAGGGCAUGAAUGAGUCAUUGGGUACUCAGGGUGACGUGACAACAAAACCUCCAAGUGAGAAUUCCAUUAAAUAGUAAGGAAAGAGUGGAAAGAGGGCUCAUCACUGUGGGGCCGUGCCCCUUCGAAAGGGCACAGUGCAUGGAUCCAGAUGAUGAACGGGAGGCAGCGUGGGUGACCUCCAGCCUCCUUGAUCCCACAGCUAUCAGAGGAGCAGGGGCUUGAAUGGAAGAUGCUUCUUGUUUUGCCCAAGCCACACUCAGGCUGCCAAACUGCAACUUGUAGAGUCUUCAAGUCCUUGGCAAGAAGUGGAUGGUAUCAGAGCAGGGAGAGGCCUGCAAUGGGUUGAAGAGACCUGCCAGAGCCUGAGCUUCACCAGAGGACAAUCAGGCCAGGGCUGGUCUAAUCCUCAGGGCCCCUCAGGCCCUCAAGCCCCCAGUUUGGGGGAUUGGAGGAAAGUCCCUCCCAUCAAGCAAUCUCACUCCACCCCCAAUCCCAUCCCAAGUAAAGGUUAAUUGAUUUUAUAACAAAAGCAUGAGAUGGCUAUGGAAAACCCAGUCUAUUCAGGACUCAUUGGCUUAACAUUCAAUUCCUUUCUCUAAGAGAAGCUGUGAAAUCCUAGAUAUUAUUUAAAAUUAAGCAAUUCAGGGUAAAGGAAGUUAGGAGGCAACACUUACAUAUCCACAUGUUUAUAUAUUUUGUAUUGUUUCCAUUUUUAAGCAGUUUAUUUAAAAGGCCAUUCCCUUGGCUUGAUGUGUAGCACAAUGGGCUUCUUUGAUAAAAAGAAACUCCAUUUUCUCUAGUGUUUCAUUGCUGCCUCCUCCUCUUUAAAAUUCUUGCCCAAAAAACUCACAGCCCAACAAAACAAAACAAAACAGAAACCCUGAAAAGAAGUGGGCUUUAAAGAAAGAAAAAGGAGACCACGUGUCAGUCAGGAAUCUUCUCUAUAACUCAAGUUGUCUUUGACCCAUUCUGGAAUAGGGAGAGUUAAUGGUUUAAGCCCUGCACCAGAGAAAUGGUUUAUUAUGAAAGGUUAGAGAAAAGAGCUGAUGUUUACUUUUAAGGGACUUUUGUGAUUUUUUUUUUUUUUUCAUUAAAAUUUAAGUCCCAAAUGGACAAAUUGAAGAUCUCAUUAGUGGUUAUUCUCAAAUGUUUCUAAAAAUAAAAUUCCUUAUUUACAAUUGAAUAAAUUAUUUUCUCAGUA